Molecule: messenger RNA, 1875 nt
Organism: Trifolium pratense (red clover)
Lineage: Eukaryota; Viridiplantae; Streptophyta; Magnoliopsida; Fabales; Fabaceae
Product: long-chain-fatty-acid--AMP ligase FadD26-like
Exons: 1
Coding region: 1-1875 (624 amino acids)
Source: RefSeq, a predicted model, not a curated record
AUGCAAUAUGAGUACGAGAAUUAUGAUCCAUCUUUUCCCGACCAACCUGUGGUUGACCAAUACCUCCCAGUUUGGGCCAGGUUACCAGCCUUCAAGUCCAAACCAGCCUUUAUUUGGGCUGAAGAUUACCUAAACACCAUUUCCACUACCCACCUCACCUAUGAACAACUCAAUACCUCAGUAGAUAUAAUCUCAACUCAACUACUUUUUCCACUUCAAAGAGGGGACACUGUCCUUAUUCUUUGCUCUCCAGGACUUGACCUUGUUAAGGUCAUUUUUGGUUGUCAAAGAGCUGGUCUUUUAACUGUCCCUAUAGUCCCUCCUCACCCUUCUUUCACCAAUGAAAAAAAUUACCAUCACCUUGUAAGGAUCAUUUCACAAACUAAACCAAAAGCUGCAAUAGCUCACCCUAAUUACAUUUCAACCAUUCAACACUACAUCACUUCCUCCCACAACAACAAUAAACUAGCUCACAUGUUAGAAACUCUCUUAUGGAUUUCCACAGAAGAUAUAAAAAACGAUAACAUAAAUUCAAACUCGAAUUCAAAUUUAUAUUCAUACAAUGGUCGAAAACCAGAAGAGGUUUAUUUGGUUCAAUACACAUCAGGUGCAACCGGAAUACCGAAACCUGUUCUUGUAACAACAGGUUCAGCUGCACAUAACGUUAGAACCGCAAGAAAAGCUUACGAUCUUCAUCCGAAUAGUACUAUAGUUUCGUGGCUACCUCAAUACCAUGAUUGUGGUCUCAUGUUUUUGUUACUCACAAUUGUAUCAGGUGCAACAUGUGUUCUAACUUCCCCAACAUCGUUCAUCAAACGACCAAGACUCUGGCUUGAGUUAAUGUCGAAAUUUAAUGCUACUUGCACCCCCGUUCCUUCUUUCACACUACCACUUGUAGUUAAACGUGGAGGAAUUCACCAAGGAAAUUUUCCCAUUAACCUAUCAAAUCUUAACAAUCUUAUAAUCAUCAAUGAACCUAUUUAUAGAGAUUCAGUGGUUGAGUUUGUUCACACUUUUUCGCCAUUCGGGUUAAAAAGUUCCUCUAUAUCACCUUCUUAUGGAUUAGCCGAAAAUUGUACUUUUGUUUCAACUGCAUGGAGAUACAAUCAAGAAAAUUUUCCAUCUCACAAUAAACUUUUACCAGUUGCAAGGCUUGAGGAACAAGAAGACAUGGACAUCAUGGUUGUUAAUGAAGAAACACUUGAACCAGUUGAAGAUGGUGUUGAAGGAGAAAUUUGGGUUUCAUCACCAAGUAAUGCUUCUGGUUAUCUUGGCCACCCUUCUUUAACAAGAGAAGUUUUUCAUGCAAGAAUCAGUAACAAAGUUCAUCGGUGUUUUCUUCGAACGGGUGACAAAGGAAUAGUGAAAGGAGAAAAAAGAUAUCUCUUUGUUACUGGUAGAAUUCAAGACACUAUAAAGCUUCAAAAUGGUGAAAAGAUUCAACCACAUUACAUAGAAACCGCGGUUUUCAACAGUUUUCCGAAGUUACUACGAGGUGGUUGUGUUGCAGCUUUUAAAGUUUUAGCAACGGUUGUAAUUGUUGCAGAGAUGCAGAGGAUUGAAAAAGAUGUGGAUGAAGAGAUUCUAAGGAGUGUUUGUGAGGGAAUUAAAGAAAAUGUUAUGAAAAAAGAGGGUGUUGAAGUUGGAUGGAUUGUUUUGGUUAAGAGUGAAUGUGUUCCAAAAACUACUUCUGGGAAAUUGCAAAGAUGGGCUGCUAAAGAGAAGCUUCUAGAUGGAAAAAUGAAAAUUUUGAUGGAGAUUAGGUUUGGAAAAGAUAUUAUGAGGAUAAAACAUGAGGUAGUAAGAAAAGUGGAUGUUGAAAAAAAUGAUCACUUAGGUGCAGAAACUCGUAGCUCAUUGAUGUCACAUCUAUGA